UUUCUACCCUGAGAUCAAAAUUAAACUCACAACAGUCUGCUUUAAGGCCCCUCAAUUCUUCAAGAUCUCAGAAGUGGCAGCCAGUCAGCAUCAGGUGGAAGGAUAAACUAGAGAAGCUUGCUGACACAGAUGAAACCAAAGUGACCAAAGUUCGAAACAUUAGUUAUGUGAACGAUGCCGAGUUCAUCAUAGCAAAGGGGAGUGAUGGUACUGAAGUCUUCUUGGGACUGAGAGAUGAUGGCACAGAAGUUGCAAUCAAAAGAAUGUCUAAAAGCAACUAUAAAACACUGAAGAACGAGAAUGGAAUCCUGCAGCUGCCGUCCGUGGAUCAUCCGUCCAUUGUGCGAUAUAUAGACUUUGCAGAGGACGAAAACUUUGGAUACCUUUUUCUUCAGCUUUACGAAUACACCUUGGAGGAAAGUAUCAGCAGCCUCAAAGAUCCGAACAUGGGAAAAAAACUUGUACGGGAGGCUCUUGAAAGCUUAAAGGUGCUGCACUGCCAUAACCCUCAAAUUCUGCACAGAGACCUCAAACCACACAAUGUUUUAACUGAUAUUCAAGGGAAGGCAAGAUUAGCUGACUUUGGGAUCAGCAGAUGCUUAUCCAAAGAUGAAACAACUUACCUCACGGCCAAAGGAGGAACAAGGUGCUGGAUGGCCAGAGAGACACUAGACGAAGAAGCUGCUGUGCCCUACAAGUCAAAGACUGAUGUACAGGUGGCAGGGAUGCUGAUAUAUUACAUCCUUUCUGGGGGACAACAUCCGUUCAUAAUGGGCAAACGAUUUCAGUGUGAUUCCAACAUUUAUGAAGGGAAGUACUGUUUGGACCAUGUGACGGACAUGUUGGCUAGAGAUCUCAUCGAGUGGAUGAUCAACAAAGAACCAAAGAACCGACCUGAAGUGGAUCAAUGUUUAAAUCAUCCAUUUUUCUGGGACAGUGGAAAGCGAAUGGAAUACUUGAAAAAGGUUGGAAACAGGAAUGAGAUUGUAUAUGAUCGCCAAGCUGCCCCGGAACUGAUACUUUCACUGGAGCGAUGUGCUGAAAACCGAUCCUUCAAACAGUGGAAAGAUAAGUUUGACAAAACGCUGGUGCAAGACAUGGAAAAGAAAAGGAGAAGCUCCUACAGUGAAAACACGGUGGGAUUACUGCGCUUCAUCCGCAACCUUUGUGAGCACCGUUACAGAGAGGCUUCUACAAUCAACAUCUUGGCUUUAUUUCCUGAUCUCUUCGAAUGUGUUUACACAUUUGCAAAAAGCCAAGGCUGGAAUGAAGAGGCACCUUUGAAGGAGAUGUUCCCGCCUCCAGUAAAAGCUCGGCACGAUGGAGGAAGUGUACCAGUUCAAGAGUGAAACCACGAUUUUAAGGAAAGCGAUGUCCAUCCAGAGGGAAUGAAUCAAAAGGACCAAAGACAAACUGACCAGCAGUGAAAAAGUACCAAAGUUUUAAUUAAUGCUACUAUUUGGAUUUUUGAUGUGCUCUGCUGUGAGAGCAUAAGGAAAAUUCAUGGCUUUUAUUUAUUUUUUAUUUUUAUGGAUGAACAAAUCAUGUCUUUGUUGAAAUUUCAGCAUAAGAUGACUUGUAAAAAUUGAUUUAAAAAAAAAAAAACAGAACACAGGGGAACUACAGAGGCUAGGAAACGCUGGGGACUUGAAAAGUGUACAGAAAGCGCUGGGGACUAGAAAAGCGUACGGAAACGCCGGAGCAACACUAGCGUACGACAACACCAGAGGGAAAGAUACGUACGGAAACACUAGGGCUCAACAGACGUACCGAAACGCCAGGGGGAAGGAAUGGGCGCACAGAAACCUCAGGGGAGUACAAAACUAGGGGACUCUAGGAUACUAGGGAAUGCUGGAGAACUCGACAGCGUAUGGGAACACUGGAGAACUCGACAGCGUAUGGGAACACAGG
Molecule: messenger RNA, 1911 nt
Organism: Fundulus heteroclitus (mummichog)
Lineage: Eukaryota; Metazoa; Chordata; Actinopteri; Cyprinodontiformes; Fundulidae
Product: serine/threonine-protein kinase/endoribonuclease IRE1-like
Exons: 6
Coding region: 264-1349 (361 amino acids)
Biological process (GO): protein phosphorylation; IRE1-mediated unfolded protein response; mRNA processing
Cellular component (GO): IRE1-TRAF2-ASK1 complex
Molecular function (GO): RNA endonuclease activity; protein serine/threonine kinase activity; ATP binding
Source: RefSeq, a predicted model, not a curated record